This is a messenger RNA of Aspergillus lentulus, 1173 nucleotides long. RefSeq lists its product as uncharacterized. The record is from RefSeq and is a predicted model, not a curated record. Lineage: Eukaryota; Fungi; Ascomycota; Eurotiomycetes; Eurotiales; Aspergillaceae.
AUGGCCGACUGCUGGCAACCACAAGCCUCCGUAGCAGGCCCCUACUGGAUUUCCCCAGAAAACCAGCCAUGUUUCCGAACAUCGACGUUUCGUGACUUGAUGUAUGCUUUCCCCAGACCAAAGCACACUAGUCGGGUGAUGAAGCCUCGGAGUGCUGGGAACAGUCCUUCUUCUGCUGCCAAGCGAAGGGCCACCACGUCGCACACUUCACCAAUGUACCGGCACCUGCCGCAGCAGUCUUAUCAGGCUCAGAUCCAAGCUGCUCUCGCGGCUUCCGCCAUGCGCAGAACACGCCAACCGCGACCAAUGAGUUGGCACCCGGCAUCACUGCAAUCAACAGGAUAUUCCACCUCGCAGUACUUACCGGCCACCACUAUGUCUGGAAACCUUGCUGGCACAGGCUUAUGCUCUUCGUCAUCCAACACGCUUCCGGUUACCUACGGUGGCGAGGACAUUCUAUCUGCGUAUCCCACCUCAGAUGCUGCGAUGUUUUCAUCUUUGUCCGGCAUAGAAGAUCCGACAAUUAUGCAGCAACAGUACCUCCUGCAAAUGAACGGCUCGCAGGCCGAGCCAGUCACUUGGGACGCCAGUGCGUCUAGCUUAUCCGCGAUGGCUCCGCCCAUGUCUGAAGGCUGGUCCUUCGAUAUGAUGUCCAUGAACAGCAGUAUUCCCGGGGCGGACGUUGCGGGGUCGAAUUACGAGAGCGCGCCGUCUUCUGGACCUCCAACGCCAUUUCUUCCAAUUCAGCAAUUUGAUGAGCCGGAGGCGGUUGAGGAGGAGCCGGAGGACGAGCUUGUCGGGAUGGGCCUGUACAGUCAUCCUGAUCCAUCGCUGAAUGCGUCCUUGACUGGAUUAAACGGCAAGGGGUUGAAGCUGGAGGAGACUUUUACGCCGUCACCGGACGACGAGACUGAAAAUCAGGACGCUGACGGAGAGGAUGAUGAUUCGCAAGUGACCACAGAGAAGCAAGCCAGCAACAGUGCCGAUCUUCGUCAACCGCAACUGGGGCCUCAGACACAUGCGCAACCUGUGAAAUCAGCACAGAAUAUGCUUAACAAGUCAUUCUUUUUCGAGGACGAUGGCAGUGUAGACCAAGGUGGCGGGGUAGUCCCUCAGCAAUUCUUCGGUCUGGAAAAUCAGCCGUGCAUGAACUAUGCAUAUGGGUGGAUAUGA